Messenger RNA from Neodiprion fabricii, 2532 nucleotides. Its product is annotated as putative inorganic phosphate cotransporter. The record is from RefSeq and is a predicted model, not a curated record. Gene Ontology annotation, molecular function: transmembrane transporter activity. Gene Ontology annotation, biological process: monoatomic anion transport; transmembrane transport. NCBI's taxonomy places the organism in Eukaryota, Metazoa, Arthropoda, Insecta, Hymenoptera, Diprionidae. The transcript has 3 exons. Gene Ontology annotation, cellular component: membrane. The coding region runs from base 511 to 2001 and encodes 496 amino acids.
AGACCCUGUUUUACUGUGGUAAAAAUUUUACCUUCUCGUUAAGAUUUUCGCAAACGUCCACCUAUAAAUCGAUUAUCUUCCCCACUGUGUGCCUCUCAUAUUGAGAUGCAACCCAAAUGCGCGUCAUGUCUUCGCACGUUGGUGGGAGAGUCGAAAUUCCACUCGAUGCCUAAGUGGGGAUGGGUUUUCUCCUCUGACAGGGAUAUAAUUCGUUAAGACACCCCACGAGCUCCAUUCACGUGUGGCCUAAUGAAUUUUUCAUAUCGCUUGAUUUUAGAAUUCGUUUGGUCGUUAAACGUUUCGGACAAACUUCCUUUUCCCGGUCGAUUAAUAUUUUCAAGCUUUCAAUUUUUUCUCACCCAUUCCCGAUUAUUUGACAAACAAAUUAUCCCACAAAUGAUACUGUACUAACAUUCGAGUGAUUUUCUCCAUUCAUUUUUUUCCUUUCGAUUCCCGUUAUUCCUCCGGCUAUCACGUCAAUUUUGAAUCGACUUACCGAGUAAUACAAGCAUGUUUUCAUCUUGGACAGUCUGUUGUGGGAGAGUGCGACAACGAUGGGUGUUCGCGGUGAUGGGAUGUCUGGCGAUAACAGUGUCGUACGCGAAUCGAAUUUGCCUGUCACUUGCCAUCACGCAGAUGGUGACAACCGCCGAAUCAUCUUCGAACAGCACUACAGACGGAGAUACUUGUUCGGGAACUCUUUCCACUUCGUCGAAUAGCGCCAGCAGCGAAACUUACGACUGGGACGAAUACACGCAGGGAAUCAUUCUGUCGAGUUUCUACUGGGGUUACAUAGUAUCCCAAGUACCAGGAGGCAUCAUGGCGGAUAAAUUCGGAGGAAAAUACACCCUGAGUGCUGGAGUCCUGUCAUCGACGACGUUUACCCUGCUGACACCAUUGGUGGUGAAUAAAUUCGACUCGACGGGAUUGAUAGUCCUCAGAAUCCUGAUGGGACUCGGUGAAGGGACGACGUUCCCAGCGCUGAACGUGCUUGUAGCGGAAUGGGCGCCACCGCAGGAAAGGUCGAAGAUCGGGACGAUGGUGAUGACGGGAACACAAGUCGGAACGAUCCUGGGAAACGCUUUGUCCGGAAUCCUGCUAGAGUAUUCGCCGAUCGGGUGGCCGCUGGUCUUCUACUUUUUCGGAGGUCUCAGUGCCUUGUGGCUGGUGACCUGGAUUCUCUUCUUCCACAGCAACCCGGACGUCCAUCCUUACAUCAGCGAAGCCGAGAAGAAGUACAUCCAGGACAAGAUAAGCGAGAACACGAGAAAGCACACCCAGCCGAUCCCCUGGCGCCACAUGGUGACCUCAUUCCCACUCUGGGCUCUUCUCAUCGGCAAGUUCGGGCACGACUGGGGCUUCUACACGAUGGUGACCGACCUCCCGAAGUACAUGAGCAACGUCCUAAAGUUCUCCAUAACCUCGAACGGCCUUUUAACCGCUCUACCCUAUCUGGCGAUGUGGAUCCUGAGCAAUAUAUCCUCCAUCCCGGCCGACUGGCUCAUAAAAAGCGGCAAGAUGACGACCACCAACGUCCGCAAGGCCUUUACCACAUUUGGCUCCGUCGGACCGGCGAUAUUCCUCGUAGCCGCGUCCUACGGGGAGUGCAACCGCGUCCUCGUCGUAAUUCUCUUCAUCAUUGGCGUCGGUUUGAUGGGACCGUUCUACCCUGGGUUAAUGGUGAACGGCGUCGACCUCAGUCCCAACUACUCGGGCACGUUAAUGGCCCUCAUGAUCGCCACCGGCUCCCUCGCUGGAAUAGUGACGCCUUACGUGGUGGGAGUGCUCACUCCCAAUCAGACCGUGACUGAAUGGAGAAUGGUGUUCUGGAUCACCUUCGCUGUAUUUAUGGCGACAAAUGUCGGUGUCUUGUUUUGGCAGGAUGGCGAGGUCCAGUACUGGAACGACCUGGAAAACCGGGAGAACGACUCCAAGGAUGUUGAGAGCGAAGCGACAGCUGCCAAAAACUUGAAAAACCUCAGGACUGAGGCUGUCACGUAGAAAUAGUUGAAACCAAGAGGAACUCGCUCUUUCAUACUUGUCUCGUCGUCAUUGUAGUUAACGAUCGGUGUAAUCGAAUUGAGCUUCAUCUUCGGAAUAGGUAGUAAAUGUCUCAUGUGUGAAUCGCUAAAUUGACUUCUAAUUCCUAUGUCACAAAAUGUACAUGUUUGUAUAUACUGUAAGGGAUUUCUUUACAUGCUAUCGAAGUGUUAGGGAUGCAGGUGAACCAUGAACCCUCACGGCUGCAUUUAUCCCAAACUAUACAGCUGUCAUUUAGCAGUCAUGAGAAAUGUCCUUCAUAAAACGAACCCAAAGUCUGUACCAGUCUUAUUUAGAAAUUAGCUGGAGCUAAUCGAUCUCUCCUCAAGUUCUUGCCAAUUAUUAUCACCGUCGAUUGUCAAGCUGGCUUCAAACAGUCGAAUUAUUUACGAAAAACUGGGCAUUGUAAAUAUAAGAUUAUGUGAUAUUUUUGUAAUUACAUGUAUACCUGUAUAGUCGACGAUCAACGAAUAUAAAUACUUUAGAAAUCCA